Messenger RNA from Aspergillus wentii DTO 134E9, 1251 nucleotides. Its product is annotated as TVP38/TMEM64 family protein. Lineage: Eukaryota; Fungi; Ascomycota; Eurotiomycetes; Eurotiales; Aspergillaceae. The record is from RefSeq and is a predicted model, not a curated record. The coding region runs from base 1 to 1251 and encodes 416 amino acids. Gene Ontology annotation, cellular component: Golgi membrane. Gene Ontology annotation, biological process: vesicle-mediated transport; mitotic spindle elongation. The transcript is spliced from 3 exons.
AUGCCCGCCGACUAUGAGUCUACCGCACGGGCUUUAUCCCUCCCAGUAUCCCCUGCCGAAAACCCCUCUCCCUCCGAUGACGAUAUUCAUCCGCCAUGGAGCCAUCUAACAUCCGGGAGGCGGAAUGCUAAUCGUCCGAUCGGGAACCCAGUUACCUUUCGCGACCAGAUUAUCCAUCGUGCCACGUCGAUGACACGACGCAUCGAUUCAGCAUGGCGAAAAUUGACCCCGUGGCAGAGAGUGGGAGCCGUGGCAGCUGCUUUGGGGGCCAUUGCGCUUGGCAUGGGAUUCAUGAUUUUUACGGGCCAGGUCUUCAUUUGGGUGGCGCCAGUAGCUGAGAAAUGGGAACACUCGGUCUUGGUGUUCUUUAUUCUUUGGCUCUGUGUCUUCUUCGUUUCGUUCCCGCCUUUGGUGGGAUGGUCGACUUUUGGCACUGUUGCUGGGUAUAUCUUUGGGGUAUGGAAAGGAUGGUUCCUCUACGCCAGUGCGACCGUGCUGGGGUCAAUCUGCUCCUUCUAUGUAUCCCGAACGAUCCUGUCUAAAUUCGUCAAUCGUUUAAUGGAACGUGACAAGAGAUUCGCGGCCCUUGCCUUGACACUCAAGUAUGACGGGCUCAAACUGCUUUGCAUGAUCCGACUCUGCCCACUGCCAUACUCGAUAUGCAACGGUGCCGUUUCAACGUUCCCUACCGUCCAUCCAUUGACCUAUGGACUGGCAACGGCAAUAAUUUCGCCAAAGUUGCUGGUGGCGGCCUUUAUCGGCAGCCGGCUACGUAUUUUGACUGAAAAGAAUGAAGAGAUGAGCACUGGCUCCAAAGCCGUGAACAUCUGUAGUAUCAUUGUUACAGUCUGCAUUGGAGCUUUUACAGGGUGGUAUAUAUAUAGAAGGACCUUGGCACGAGCUAAAGAGCUCGAAGCAAAAGAGCGGGAGGAUAUUAGACGAUCACAAGCCGGGCAUGCUCGUCACCAUUCCGACAGUGCAUUUUCAGAAGAUCCAGAUGCAAACACAGCUGCUACCACUCUCGCCCGUGAUGAGGAGGAACAGAUUGGAUUCAACGACUUGGAUGACGACAAUGUCGAUCUCGUGAUCGAUGACAGUGAUAAUGAAAAUCCAAGCCGCAAAGCCCGAAGCGAGGGCCCAUACCGGGAUGAGUUCACUGACAACGAUUCGGAUGUUUUCAGGGAUGGCGACGGGACAGACACUGAGAUGCAUAGCCUACAUACUCACAUCCGCAAAGGCCCGGGGUCUUAA